UUUCUUGUAAAAAUGACGUGUUUAUUAUGAUAUUUAUUAUUUUGUAUUUAUUUCACCACCUGUUACCAAUUGAGUAAUGGAGCUACCACCGAGGUCAUGUUUAUUGCGAAAUUUGAGCGAUCCAGAUGAAGACGACAGAAGGAGGGGAACGCUUGAGAGACCUCAUGCUUUUCUUGUAUAGCGUUGUCUUUGUCCUACUCAUUGAUGGAAUACGAGACCGGUCUCUCGGUCAUUGAGGUGGGGAUAUGCAUGAGGUGACCCCCAGGUAUAGUUCUCUCUGUCUGGUUUCCCGCCUUCACAAAAUGGCGGCACUUCCGGGUAGUCAGCCAAGUCGUUUAUCGUCAAUUCGAUCGACGGACGAUUACUGAUAUGCACAGAGAAUAUUUUUGUAGAUUUAGGCUGUUUAGUGCUAUUUAAUACGCAUGACUUUUUAAAAUUAGGGACAAAGUGUCGGUUAGGCUGAGCUACUGAUGUGUAUUAUAACCUCAAACUUACAAGGCUUAUGACGAAGUGAAUGGAUACGGCUAGAGUGUUAUUCUGUGAACGGUAGACAAUUAUGCGGAACUGUUAACUAGCAUUUAAUAGGUUUUAGGCUGCAAGGAAUAGUUUAGGUAAAGAAUCAUUCGCUGGCAUUAUGGUGAAAGGUAGAAGACGGCGGGUAGCAGGGAAAGGCUCAGUACAACUGCGUUCUAUAACAUUGAUCGAGGAAGAAGGUAGUGGGAUAUCACCUUGUAGGAAAGAAACACGGAUUGAUUUUAGUGCAACAGCAGCUCUUCAAUCAGAUGAUAUACCUGGUUCUCAAAAUGCAAAAUUGUCUGCUUGUAUUACAACCUAUUUUACCCCAGAGAGAAAGGUUUCAAAGACUCUUUUCAAUGAUGUCAAAGGAAACAAGCGAACAACACACAAUCGAGGACCAUUUAGGAAUGAUGAAAAUAUCAGAGAUCUGCUCGACAAGUCCAUUAUCAGUGACAAUGAACUGUUUAAAACAGAUGAGACGCCUGUUGCUGUUCCAAUUCAUAGUCCGAGUACACCACACCGUAUAAAUAUGCCUACCCUUCCCUUGGAUGAAUCAGAUGUAAGAACGGAUGACAUUAAGGAAGAAAAAUUUACAAACAAUAUCCUAAACCCAAUGCAGCCUGUUGGUCGAAAAGCAAAUGGUCGUGCCCGUAAAAAGGGUUCUUUAAGUCAAAGGCCUGAGCGAAUAAUAACGACCGAUGCUAAUCAUAAACUUACAGACUAUUUUCCAGUACGCCGUAGUGUCCGAAAAUGUAAGAAGACAGUGCUUGAGGAGAGGCAGCGAGAUCUUGAAAAAAAAGUAUUAACACAAGCAGAAGAUGGCUUAGAGGUAAGGCACUUUGCUGGUAAAGGUCGUGGAGUUGUGACAACAUGUGAAUUUUCGAAAGGCUCAUUCGUUGUAGAAUAUAUCGGUGAAUUAAUUGAUCAAGUAACCGCAAAGAAACGAGAAAUGGAAUAUGCCAAAGAUCAAAAUACGGGGUGUUAUAUGUAUUAUUUCCAAUAUAAAAAUCACCAGUAUUGUGUUGAUGCAACAGCUGAAACUGACAAGCUAGGUAGGCUUGUAAAUCAUUCACGCAAUGGAAAUUUAGUCGCUCGAAUAGUGGAUGUUGACUCUGUACCACAUUUAGUGCUGACUGCAAAGGAAGACAUACCAGCAGGUGUUGAGGUGACGUACGAUUAUGGAGAUCGAAGUCGUGAAGCGAUUCGCAAUCACCCUUGGUUGGCUUUAUAGCCACUCGCUUCUAAAUGCAAAACUGUUGAGUACUGUCAAUAAUGUUUUCCAUUACCUCCCCUUGUGCGUAAAGUUACAAUAGGGAAAUUGUUGGAAUUGAAGUAAAGUCCUAUAAGCGUCAUAGCAACAUAGAGGUGACCAUUUGAUGACAUCUGUGAUUAAGAUGAGACUUCCUUUCGUCCAGGACGGAAAUGUAAUUUAUAAAUGUCACACAUUAUCGUAGCUCGCCACAUAAUGUCGUGCAUUAAAUUUCCAAAGAUCACUUAUCCCUCUUAAUUAGAUCUCUUCACUUAGCAAAUUCUAUGAAUUUAAUGUCUCGUAAGAGCAGUUUAUCCCUUAUUUUGCUAUAUUUAACAGAGUCGAAAGACGAAUUCUUUACCUAUAUACAAAUAAUUUAUAAUGAGGGAAAAAUCUGAACAACGCUUAUGUUCUUAUAAAUUAGAGAAUAAUUAAUUGACAUUUAGUCGUUGAUUGUAAUUAACUAUGGGAAUGAUUAUUUUCGGUGGUUGCUACUAGUAAAGGAAGUUCGUUAAGAUCCAUUGUACUGAAUCUCCUUCGGACUCAUAUUUCACGUUUGUUAGAUGUAUCACAAAUUUGAGUAAUAAUUUAUAUGUCGUAGAUCCCAAUUUACUUAUUCAUGCAACGCACAUUAUUUUCUUGUAUAUAUUUUGUAAGACACUGUUAUAGACUUAAUGCAUUUAAAACUUGUAAUAGAGUGUGACAAUGUGAUUUGAAGUCGGCUUAGGGGGUAAAGCAAAUGAGAGUAUUAAUCUAUGAAAUGGCAAAUACGAGUGGGAAAUGUAUGGAAGUAAUUUGGCUAGCCAUGAGAAUUAAUUCUACUUACAUUUUAUUACCAUAAUUCAUAUGCUUCUGAAACUAAAUUUUAUAAUUAUCAAUUAGAGAAGUUUAAUUUAUUGUUUAACUUCAAGUUUGUUUCAAAGCAAAGGUAGUAGUAUUAAUAUCUCAUAUACAUACAUUAUUUAUAUUUUACAUUAAGACCGUGUUUAAUGUAGCCUUGCUUCAUACAUAAACCACUGCAUAGUAUCUAUUUAAAAAUCAGCUUUCACUUUGCACAGCCUCCCUUAGCAGAAUUUGAACUUUAAGUUAACACAGUGAAAAAUUACCAACAGAGAGAUUGCAAAUAUUAACAAGCUGCAUAAGAGAACAAGUGUGAUUUACACGUAGGAAAUCUUGGAUUAACGUGGGGUUCAUAUAGGUGCAAGUAUUUUAGAAUGACACUGCCUAAACCAAUGUAUUAUGUAAGUACAUCUAAAUCCUGGUAAUAUUUGUUCAAAUUGUAAUCUUAAUUUCCUAGCCAAUUAAUUUUGAGAUGUAAUCGAAACGUUGGUUUAUUGUCAUAUGUAAAAUCUAGUAGCGAAAUAACCACUGAUAUGACAUCAAUUUUAUAUCGACAUGAUUAUAUUUUAGAAUGGAGCAACAUUGUACUCCUCAAAUCAAUCAUUGUAUAUUAUGGCUGAUCAUAUGUAAUCACGCCAAGUUUUAUUUUACACAUUGCAUCACAAAUAAGAUUUCAUAGUUUUGUUAUUAUCAAAUGAAUCGACUUUUGUAUAAAGAAUUAUAUAAAGAAAAACGUGGUCAUUUAUUUUCUUGCUUAUAUAAACAUGGAAUACUUAUUACUGGGAAAGUUCUAUCGUAAAGUUAAAAUUAUUGUCCUAGAAUAUACAAAGCUGUACAAACGAAUUAGUAAUUUAGUUUCAUGCUGUAGUUCUAAAUAAAAUGAAAAGGUUAGUAUGGGA
Messenger RNA from Orussus abietinus, 3504 nucleotides. It is a transcript of the gene Set8, whose product is annotated as histone-lysine N-methyltransferase pr-set7. The record is from RefSeq and is a predicted model, not a curated record. Gene Ontology annotation, molecular function: protein binding; histone H4K20 methyltransferase activity. NCBI's taxonomy places the organism in Eukaryota, Metazoa, Arthropoda, Insecta, Hymenoptera, Orussidae. The coding region runs from base 635 to 1747 and encodes 370 amino acids. The transcript has 6 exons.